AUUCUUAAUAAUAUAUAUAUUUCUAUGUUGUUUAGAAGGUUUUUUAAUGGUUUUUGGCGAAAAUCCGGUCGAAAACGGCCAGAAAACAGGAUAUACAAGCAAUUGGGCUGUACUUGUUUCUACGUCUAGAUUCUGGUUUAAUUAUAGACACAUGGCAAAUACAUUAGGGAUGUAUCGUACGAUUAAACGGCUUGGAAUUCCUGAUUCUCAGAUUAUAUUGAUGCUAUCGGAUGAUGUUGCAUGUAAUUCUAGGAAUGUUUUUCCUGGAAGUGUAUUUCAUAACUCGGAUCAUACAUUAGAUUUGUACGGAGAUGAUAUUGAGGUAGAUUAUCGUGGAUAUGAGGUUACGGUGGAGAAUUUUAUUAGAUUAUUAACAGGAAGAGUUCUUCCUGAUGCGCCUAGAUCGAAACAACUCUUAACAGAUGAUCGAUCGAAUAUUUUUGUGUAUAUGACAGGACAUGGAGGGGAUAAUUUUUUAAAAUUUCAAGAUUUUGAAGAAAUAUGUUCUCAUGAUAUUUCAGAUGCAUUUGGACAAAUGUGGGAAAAGAGACGAUAUCAUGAGAUUUUAUUUAUGAUAGAUACAUGUCAAGCAAAUACGAUGUUUUCGAAGUUUUAUUCUCCGAAUAUUCUUGCAAUUGGGUCAUCAGAAUUAAAUGAAUCAUCUUAUUCGCAUCAUUCUGAUAGAGAUAUUGGUGUAUCUGUUAUUGAUCGAUUUACUUAUUAUACUUUGGACUUUUUGGAAAAAGUGAAUAUUACUUCAGAACAUACAUUUAAGGAUUUAUUUGAUUCAUAUGAUAAAGAUCUUGUACAAUCUACUCCAGGCAUUAAAACUGAUCUUUUUAGUCGAAAAAUUGAGAAUGUUAAAAUAACUGAUUUUUUUGGAAAUAUAAGGAAGAUAGAAAUUAACCAAGAAGAUCAAAAAUUAAAAUUAGGAGAAUCAUCAAUUGAUAUAGUUGAGCCAUAUAAUUUUUCGGAGACCAAAUCAAAUUCUACUUCAAAAUCAAACUUAAAAAAAUCAAGCAUGCAUUUUUCUGAGUUGCAAAAAGCAACUCGUUUACAAUCACCAGAAAGAGCAUUAAAAUUUAAGGUUAUAGGCAUUACAAUUUUUUGCAUUAGCAUUUUAAUUUUAAUAUGUAAAUUUUAAUUUUUAUAAUAUUUUAUAUGUAGGAUAUAACUUAUUUUAUUAU
Messenger RNA from Pneumocystis carinii B80, 1187 nucleotides. RefSeq names its product GPI-anchor transamidase. Lineage: Eukaryota; Fungi; Ascomycota; Pneumocystomycetes; Pneumocystales; Pneumocystaceae. Gene Ontology annotation, cellular component: GPI-anchor transamidase complex. The transcript has 6 exons. The record is from RefSeq and is a predicted model, not a curated record. Gene Ontology annotation, biological process: proteolysis; attachment of GPI anchor to protein; protein localization to cell surface. The coding region runs from base 47 to 1144 and encodes 365 amino acids. Gene Ontology annotation, molecular function: GPI-anchor transamidase activity.